AUGUCUUCCAAUAUUAGGGCAAAGAAGAAGCAAUUGCCUUCCUCGUCUCCGAUUAAGUCACUUCCAGAAGACAUCGUGGUUGACAUCUUGGCGCGUGUAUCGGCAUGUGACUAUCCAAGAGCCUCCCUCGUUUCAAAGUACUUCCGGUCACUCGUUUCGUCGCGUGAGAUAUACGCAAGACGAUCUUCGCUUGGCUGCACUGAACACUUUUUCUAUGUUGUCCACUAUGACACAGACAACAGGCAUGACUGUUUGUACACUCUCCGCGGGAAAGAAAAACCCAAGGGCUUGGUCCGUAUCUCCGGGCUUCCUGAUAUGCCUCGUGAUGGAAGCUAUGUAGCCGUUGGUUCGAGGAUAUAUGUGUUUAGUGGGAUGAUGACAUCGAGUGCUUUCUUCAUCGAUUGUACAUCCCACACUGUGCAACAUCUCCCGAAGAUGCCUGUCCCCCUGUGUGGUAUCGUCGCUGACGUAAUUGGCAGGAGAAUCUACGUCUUUGGAUAUCACGGUACGGAUCAAGUCAUAUGCGCGGUGUUCGAUACGGAAACACAAAUGUGGGAGGAUGGAAUGAAAAAUGCGAUGGAUAUAUUUUUACCUUGCUUGGUCGUGAUGGCUGAUAAGAUGUACAUGAUGGGUAUUGGGGAUAGCUUUGUGUACGACCCAAAGGAAAGCAAAUGGGAAACGGACGAGGUGCUGAGUUCCAAGUAUUGGGUUCAGAAGGUUUGUGUUGUUGAUGAUGUUUUGUACUUUUACGAUUAUGAUGACAAGGAAGUGAGAGCGUAUGAUCCAGAGCACAAGUGUUGGGGAGUGGUGAAAGGUUUGGAUGAUUUUUUGGUUGAGAUGAGACGUGCUGGUGGUUGUUGGCCAGUGCCUAUGAGUUACGCUGGCAAACUAGUUUUGUUUUUUCAUAAACCAAAAAUCAUUGGGGAGAUUUUGCUGGAAAGACGCAGAGGGGGUCAGAUUUGGGGUAAAGUUGGUCGGUGGUAUGAUCAUGGUCUGACUACUGAUAAUUUUUACAUUACGAAAUCUCUAGCUGUUGUGCUUUGA
Molecule: messenger RNA, 1044 nt
Organism: Raphanus sativus (radish)
Lineage: Eukaryota; Viridiplantae; Streptophyta; Magnoliopsida; Brassicales; Brassicaceae
Product: F-box/kelch-repeat protein At4g38940-like
Exons: 1
Coding region: 1-1044 (347 amino acids)
Molecular function (GO): protein binding
Source: RefSeq, a predicted model, not a curated record